This is a messenger RNA of Dryobates pubescens (Downy woodpecker), 783 nucleotides long. It is a transcript of the gene NR0B2, whose product is annotated as nuclear receptor subfamily 0 group B member 2. The coding region runs from base 1 to 783 and encodes 260 amino acids. NCBI's taxonomy places the organism in Eukaryota, Metazoa, Chordata, Aves, Piciformes, Picidae. The record is from RefSeq and is a predicted model, not a curated record. Gene Ontology annotation, biological process: negative regulation of transcription by RNA polymerase II; circadian rhythm. Gene Ontology annotation, molecular function: transcription corepressor activity; transcription factor binding. The transcript is spliced from 2 exons. Gene Ontology annotation, cellular component: cytoplasm; nucleus.
AUGGAGUGCGAGAGGUGCCAGUGCCACAGCCAGGACAGGCACACCGCCAUCCUCUACACCCUGCUCAGCCAGAACCUCAGCCGGGCCCCGCAGGGCUGCCUGUGCCAGCAGCGCCGCACCGUCUGCCUCCGCACCCCGCGUGCCACCUGCCAGGCCGCCUCCAACGUCCUGGUCAAAACCAUCAGCUUCAUCGGGAACCUCCCUUCCUUCCACCUGCUGCCAAGAGAGGACCAGCUCCUGCUGCUGGACAGCUGCUGGGUCCCCCUCUUCCUGCUGGGGCUGGUGCAGGAGAUGGUGACCUUCGAGGUGAUGGAGACCCCAGCCCCCAGCAUGCUCAAGAAGAUCCUCCUGGAUGGGCAGCGCCAGCGGCAGGAGCCGGAGCGGACGCAGCCCACGCUGGCUGCCGUGCAGCGGCUGCAGUGCUGCCUCAACACCUUCUGGAGCCUGGACCUGAGCCCCAAGGAAUAUGCCUACCUGAAGGGAGCCAUCCUCUUCAAUCCUGAUGUCCCUGGGCUCAGGGCCUCGCUGUACAUCGAGGGGCUGCAGCGGGAAGCGCAGAGGGCGCUGCAGGAGGUGCUGCAGCCGCUGCACCCCGAGGACCAGGGCCGCUUCGCUCGCCUGCUGCUGGUGGCUUCCACCCUCAAGUCGAUGCCUCCUGCCCUCAUCACCAACCUCUUCUUCCGCCCUGUCAUCGGCAACGCCGACAUCGUGGAGCUGAUCGCGGAGAUGCUCUACGAAAUCGCCGGGGGGCAGCUGGCCCCCAGCCUGCCCGGGGCCUGCUGA